This is a messenger RNA of Trypanosoma cruzi, 2097 nucleotides long. RefSeq lists its product as uncharacterized. Bases 1 to 2097 code for a protein of 698 amino acids. NCBI's taxonomy places the organism in Eukaryota, Euglenozoa, Kinetoplastea, Trypanosomatida, Trypanosomatidae. The record is from RefSeq and is a predicted model, not a curated record. The transcript has a single exon. Gene Ontology annotation, molecular function: protein binding.
AUGAGUAAGGCGAAGCUAAAGUUGAGCAUAGAAGGGAAGACCGUGGUAUAUGAGGGGCGACCGGAGAGCCGCAAGAAGGAUUUACUCGAUAUCCUUGUCAAGAUGAAAGUCGACCCGUCUGUCGCGGUUAAGGCAUUUCGUGAAAACAUUGAGGACGCCGCGAGGUACACUGACGAAAACAUUCAGCAGCAGUUUCUUGACGCUCAGCGGGCCUACGCGGAGAAGAAGAAGCGCAAGAUGGGAGAAGUCGUCAGUGAAGAGCAACAGAAGGAGAAACCAGAGAGGAUAACACUGAGCUUUAAAGGGAAGCAGUUUUCGUAUGAGGGUCUUCCAAGCAGCAAGCAGUACGCUGUGAUUGAGUUGCUUAUAAAACAAGAUGCAACCCGAGAGUUGGUGGUAGAGACAUUUCGUGUGAAUCUUCCGGAGUCUUCCGCUAGCGAUGAAGAAAUAAUGUCGAUGUUUACGGCUGCGAUGGAUGCGAAGAACGCACGAAAGGCAGCGAAAAAGAAGGACACUGCCGGUGAGCGGGCUGCGCAGUCUUCGUCACGGUCAAUCGAGCAACCACCACCACCACCACCACUACCACAGCAGCAGCAGCAGCAGCAGCAGCAGCAGCAAAUAAUGAAUACCUCUUCUACUAGCGGCGUGGAUGCCAUUGAAGAAAUUACGGGUAUGUCGGUGGAGGAGCGUGACUCUAUCAGCAACUUCAUCAAGCAGGUACUUGAGCAGCCUGAAAUGGAUCUUACGGCGCGUAUGCGUGAGGAGUCAAACACGUUUUCAACGGUGGGUGCAAUGACACGAAACACCGGCCCUGGUGCUGGUGCUGAGGAUGAUGCGCUGACGAUGACACUACGCUCAACACGGGGGAAGAUUGCCAUUUAUUGUCAGGAGGAAAAUAGCACGGCAAACAAAGUUCUUUACAUUUCCCCCAAUACAACAUUUGAAGAGUUUUGUGCGAUGGUGGAAAAGAAAUUUGGACGCAAGAUGGUGAUGUCAUUUAACGAAGGUGAGGAUUUAAUUGACAUGGACGAUGACGAUGUGUUCUGUAUGUUUCUUGAGAUGAGCCAGAAUCACACGCAAGAAGGCAAACGCAUGAAACUCAUCUGUGCUCCACCAGAGACUCGCAAGAAGGUGUCAGAUGACAAACUAACCGACACAAAGGGCGGCGAUGUAUUUAAGAUAAAAGCCUUUUCAAACGGCAAGUUGGAUGUCAGGGAGGAGAGGUCGUACACCGGACACGCCUCUGCUGUUUAUUGCUGCUCUUUUUCACCGAAAGGGGAGCGUUUUUGUACCGCCAGCCGGGACCGCUCCGUGCGACUGUGGAACACCGUAACCGGCAGCUCUUCCGUCAUGAAGGGCGGUCACAACGGGUUUGUGCUUUCGUGCGACUUCUCGCCGCGUGGAAAUCGCAUCGUUUCCUCUUCUGAUGACCGCACCAUUAAGGUGUGGAACACGACCACCUGCGCGAAGGUUUACACCUUGAAGGGACACGACGACAAGGUCUACUGCGUGCAAUACAACUCCACUGGCGACUACAUUGUCUCCGCGUCCUGUGACCACACGGUGAGGAUUUGGAACGCCGACUCCGGCACGAAGAUGUUAACCCUGCGGAGCCACAGUCUCGCUGUCUUUUCUUGCUGCUUCAGCAACACCGACUGUGGGAAAUACGUUGUAUCUGGUGGAGACGACCGCUUGAUAAAGGUAUGGGACUGGGCCAAAGAUGAUGAGUACUGUUCCAUGGCUGGCCACACCGACACUGUUUGGUCCUGCAAGUUUUCACACGAUGACGCUCGCAUUGUUACAGCCUCGAUGAAUCAUGAACUGAGGGUAUGGGACUGGAAAAACAGGAAUUGUAUUCUUUCCUGGAAGGGCCAUCAGGUUCCUAUUCAUCAUGCCGCUUUCUCUACCAACAACAAGUACAUAUAUUCCUGCGCCAGGGACUGGACCGUCAUGGUGUGGGACGCCGCGACAGGAGAGCUUUUUGAGACAAUUACUGGGCACCACAGCACCGUCUAUCAUUUGGAUGUUGUGGGGAACAAAUUACUAACAUCUUCCCUAGACGACACACUCAAGCUGUGGACCAUCAACGAGAAGUAG